Molecule: messenger RNA, 4655 nt
Organism: Sapajus apella (tufted capuchin)
Lineage: Eukaryota; Metazoa; Chordata; Mammalia; Primates; Cebidae
Gene: CDON
Product: cell adhesion associated, oncogene regulated
Exons: 20
Coding region: 304-4167 (1287 amino acids)
Biological process (GO): cell-cell adhesion; nervous system development; axon guidance
Cellular component (GO): plasma membrane; axon
Molecular function (GO): protein binding
Source: RefSeq, a predicted model, not a curated record
GGGGUGGAGAGAAGGCUACAUUAGAAGACUCCAUAUGUUGGCAGAUCUGAAAUCAAGGCAUGACUUAACAGCUUAUCUUGUAAGAGAAAAGCCCAACCCAAAGGCAGAUUGCUAGUCGGGACUUUAUUACAAGCAGGACUGCGGUGAUGUGUUUUUAGCAGUGAAGUGAACUCCAGGGUAAGUACAGAAAGUGGCUUCUCUGCUUUCCCUCUGAAGCACAAGCAUAUACACGUUGCAGACUUGUGAACCACAGCCUGGGUUUGCUGUGGAAGCCUGUCCUGCCUGCUUCUGUCAUCUGGCGCUAUGCAUCCGGAUCUUGGACCCUUAUGUACACUGCUGUAUGCUACACUUACAGUUCUGUGCUCUUCUGUGAGUUCAGACCUGGCACCUUAUUUUACUUCUGAGCCACUCUCUACCGUCCAGAAACUUGGUGGACCUGUGGUACUACAUUGUUCUGCUAAACCUGUGACCACUCAUAUCUCAUGGUUGCAUAAUGGAAAAAAAUUGGAUGGAAACGUGGAACAUGUUAAGAUUCAUCAGGGGACUUUGACAAUUCUUUCUCUUAACUCCUCCCUUUUGGGUUACUACCAGUGCCUGGCCAACAAUAGCAUCGGUGCCGUUGUGAGUGGCUCAGCAACAGUAUCUGCGGCAGUUCUUGGUGAUUUUGGUUCAUCCACAAAGCAUGUUAUUACAGCAGAAGAAAAAAGUGCUGGUUUCAUUGGCUGCAGGGUACCAGAGAGUAACCCCAAAGCUGAGGUGCGCUAUAAAAUCCGGGGAAAAUGGCUGAAACAUUCCACAGAGAAUUACUUAAUCCUUCCAUCAGGAAAUCUUCAGAUUUUGAAUGUAUCCUUAGAGGACAAGGGAUCAUACAAAUGUGCAGCUUAUAAUCCUGUCACACAUGAAUUAAAAGUUGAACCUAUUGGCCGAAAGCUCCUUGUGAGUCGUCCUUCUUCAGAUGAUUUUCACAUUCUUCACCCCACCCAUUCACAGGCAUUAGCUGUUCUUUCUCGUAGCCCCGUAACCUUGGAGUGUGUGGUGAGUGGGGUCCCGGCUCCUCAAGUGUAUUGGCUAAAGGACGGGCAGGACAUUGCACCAGGAACCAACUGGAGAAGGCUGUAUUCUCAUCUUGCCACAGAUAGCAUUGACCCAGAGGACUCCGGAAACUAUUCCUGCAUGGUGGAAAACAAGUCCGGAGAUGUAAAAUAUGUGACUUACAUGGUUAAUGUACUUGAACAUGCUUCUAUUUCUAGAGGACUGCAGGAUCAGAUAGUGUCUCUGGGUGCCACAGUCCACUUUGCCUGUGAUAUUCAUGGGAACCCAGCCCCCAACUGUACCUGGUUUCACAAUGCACAGCCUAUUCAUCCUUCCACACGGCAUCUAACUGCAGGAAAUGGACUGCGAAUCAGUGGGGUUACCGUGGAAGAUGCUGGGAUGUAUCAGUGUGUAGCAGAUAAUGGGAUUGGAUUUAUGCAGUCUACUGGAAGACUUGAAAUUGAAAAUGACGGUGGAUUCAAGCCAGUUAUAAUUACAGUGCCAGCAAGCACAAAGGUGGUAGACGGAGACUUUGUUACUCUGUCCUGCAAUGCCACCGGGCUGCCGGUUCCGGUCAUUCGUUGGUAUGACAGCCAUGGAUUGAUAACCAGCCAUCCAUCUCAAGUCCUGAAAUCUAAAUCCCGAAAAUCACAGCCAUCAAGACCUGAGGGCUUGGACCUGGAGCCUGUCUACUUUGUCAUGUCCCAAGCUGGCGCAAGCUCUCUCCAUAUUCAGGCUGUGACUCAGGAACGUGCGGGGAAAUACAUCUGCGAAGCUACAAAUGAACAUGGUACCACACAGGCAGAAGCGUCUCUCAUGGUUGUUCCUUUUGAAACAAAUACAAAAGCAGAGACAGUCAUGUUUCCUGAUGCUGCUCAGAAUGAUGAAAGAAGAAAGAGAGAUGGUUCAGAAACUGGAUUACUGAGCUCAUUUCCAGUAAAGGUCCAUCCCAGUGCAGUGGAAUCAGCACCGGAGAAAAAUGCCGGUGACGUCUCUGUCCCUGAUGCCCCCAUCAUAUUGAGCCCCCCACAGACCCACACACCAGACACGUACAACCUGGUGUGGAGGCCAGGCAAGGAUGGUGGGCUGCCCAUCAAUGCCUACUUUGUAAAGUAUCGAAAGCUGGAUGAUGGGGUUGGCAUGGUGGGGACCUGGCACACGGUUCGAGUCCCAGGAAGUGAAAAUGAGCUCCAUUUGGCUGAGUUGGAGCCGUCUAGUCUUUAUGAAGUCUUGAUGGUAGCAAGAAGUGCAGCAGGUGAAGGCCAACCUGCCAUGCUUACCUUCCGAACCAGCAAAGAAAAAACAGCAUCAUCCAAAAACACCCAGGCAUCCUCUCCACCUGUGGGCGUCCCUAAGUAUCCUGUUGUUUCAGAGGCUGCAAACAAUAAUUUUGGAGUAGUACUUACAGAUUCCUCUAGGCACAGUGGAGUUCCAGAAGCACCUGAUCGGCCUACCGUCUCCACUGCAUCAGAGACGUCAGUCUAUGUCACUUGGAUUCCUCGGGCAAAUGGCGGCUCUCCAAUCACUGCCUUCAAGGUCGAAUAUAAACGGAUGAGGACCAGCGAUUGGCUGGUAGCAGCUGAAGACAUCCCUCCUUCCAAACUUUCAGUGGAAGUUCGUAGUUUAGAACCAGGUUCAACAUACAAAUUUAGGGUCAUUGCCAUCAACCAUUAUGGUGAGAGUUUUCGGAGUUCAGCAUCUCGUCCCUAUCAGGUGGCUGGGUUCCCCAAUCGCUUUUCCAACCGUCCAAUAACUGGACCUCACAUUGCAUACACAGAGGCUGUCAGCGAUACUCAGAUCAUGCUAAAGUGGACGUACAUUCCAUCAAGUAACAAUAACACUCCCAUUCAAGGAUUUUAUAUCUAUUACCGACCAACAGAUAGCGACAAUGACAGUGAUUACAAGAGGGAUGUUGUAGAAGGUUCAAAGCAGUGGCACAUGAUUGGCCACCUGCAGCCAGAAACCUCCUAUGACAUUAAAAUGCAAUGCUUCAAUGAAGGAGGAGAAAGCGAAUUUAGCAAUGUGAUGAUCUGUGAGACUAAAGUGAAACGUGUUCCUGGAGCUUCUGAAUAUCCUGUCAAAGACUUGAGUACCCCUCCAAAUUCUUUGGGAAGUGGAGGCAAUGUGGGGCCUGCAACCAGCCCUGCCAGAAGCAGUGACAUGUUAUAUCUGAUCGUUGGUUGUGUGCUGGGCGUCAUGGUCCUCAUUCUUAUGGUUUUCAUUGCCAUGUGCCUAUGGAAGAAUCGCCAGCAGAAUACCAUACAGAAAUAUGACCCACCAGGAUAUCUCUACCAAGGAUCAGAUAUUAAUGGACAGAUGGUAGAAUAUACCACUCUCUCAGGAGCAAGUCGGAUAAAUGGAAAUGUUCACGGAUGCUUUCUAACCAAUGGCGGUCUCAGCAGUGGCUAUUCCCACCUUCACCAUAAGGUCCCCAAUGGAGUCAAUGGAAUUGUAAAUGGCAGCUUAAAUGGAGGGCUUUACUCUGGGCACACCAACACUCUAACCAGGACACACAGGGAUUUUGAACAUCCUCAUCAUCUAGUGAAUGGUGGUGGAAUGUACACAGCCGUGCCUCAGAUUGACCCUCUGGAGUGUGUUAACUGCCGAAAUUGUCGAAACAACAAUAGGUGUUUCACCAAAACCAACAGCACUUUCAGCAACAGCCCUCUUCCUGUGGUCCCUGUGGUAGCACCUUAUCCUCAGGGUGGCUUGGAAAUGAAGCCCCUCAGUCACAUGAAGAUGCCUGUAUGCCUGGCCUCCACAGUCCCUGAUUGUGUCCAGUUGCCUGAGGAGGGCGUCAAGGACAACGUAGAACCAGUCCCUACUCAGCAUACUUGCUGUCAGGACAAUGUAAAUGACGUCAGCUCUGAUCGCGCAGAAGAUCCAGCAGAGUUCAGCAGAGGUCAGGGAGGCAUGAUCAGCCUUAGGUUUCCAGAUUGUCUUCAGUUAGCUAAGAGCUAUGUAUGGGAAGGAGACAGCUGUGCCCAUUCAGAAACAGAGAACAACAUUGUAAGUUGGAACCGUCUUAUUUUGCCACCUGUCUCAGAGGACUGUGCUGAAAAGACAACAUGGUCUCCGCCUGGCAUUCCUUUAGACAGCCCGACGGAGGUCCUUCAGCAGCCCCAGGAAACCUGAGGAUGUGCAAACAACCAGCCAUGUUCCGACUUCAAGCCAGUAACUGCGCAAAACAGGCCUGGGAGGGAACUGAGUGAAGGACCUUAAUUCAAAUCAGAGAAAAUCAUUAUUUAUUUUUUUGUAGUAGUAAUGUCAUAUGAAUGUAUCUUAAAAUGUGUGCCCUUUUAUAUUAUUUAUGCCUAAAUGUUUUCUUCCCUAUUCCUUCCUCUCCCUCAGUAGGAAACAACCUUGUUUUGCAUAGUAUUCAGUCACCUGGAGGGCAGAGGGGUCCUUCCCUGUUUUAUAACUGCUAUAGUGCAGCAAGAGCUCCUCAUGCAAAAGAUCCCAUCUCUUGGCUGCUUCAGCUAGGAGGGAAUGCAGGGGCCAAUUGGAGGUUGCCACCAGCCAGGUUUUCAGGUGGAAAAUGAUCUUUCAAUAGUGUACUCUCAGACCUUUUUUUUUUUUUUUUUUUGAGAUAGACUCUUGCUCUUGCUCUGUCACCCAUGCUA